CGGACCAGACUUCAACGACCUCCUCGUUUUAUUAACUAACCCCUGCCGUUUCACUCCCAAACAGACACGAAAUUCCAAAGCCAGAUCUCUCUCUCUGUUAGCCUCUUCUGGUUUUCUCUGUAGUAAAGGGCUAGAUUUUGGGCGUGGAGCGGUUGGAGAGAGAGUGGGAAAUGGAGAGGACUAUGGCGGCGGCGUUCAUCGCCCUGGUGGUGCUGCUGGGUGCCGAUCGGGCGAGGUCAGAUGCAUCGGAUCACCGGUACAAGGAAGGAGACCCGGUGCCUCUAUAUGCCAACAAGGUCGGACCGUUUCACAAUCCCAGUGAAACAUAUCGCUAUUUUGAUCUACCGUUCUGUACUCCAGAUAAUAUUAAAGAGAAAAAGGAAGCUCUUGGCGAAGUGCUAAAUGGCGAUCGUUUAGUCAGUGCCCCCUACAAACUUGAUUUCCGCAGUGAGAAAGAUUCUGAGGUUGUUUGCCAGAAAACACUCACAAAAAAAGAAGUGGCCCAGUUCCGAGCUGCCGUUGACAAGGACUACUACUUUCAAAUGUAUUACGAUGACUUACCUAUAUGGGGUUUCAUAGGGAAGGUCGACAAGGAAAACAAAGACCCAAGCGAGUAUAGAUAUUAUCUUUAUAAGCAUAUUCAUUUUAUUAUCUAUUAUAAGAAGGACCGCGUGAUCGAAAUCACUGUUCAAACAGAACAACAUGCCCUUGUGGACCUUACGGAGGAUAAAGAAGUUGAGGUGGAAUUUUUGUAUACUGUGAAAUGGAAGGAAACAAGCACUCCUUUUGAGAAGAGGAUGGAAAAGUACUCACAUUCUUCUUCGCUUCCUCAUCAUCUGGAGAUCCAUUGGUUCUCCAUUAUAAAUUCAUGUGUGACGGUGCUUCUUCUAACUGGGUUUCUCGCCACAAUUCUCAUGCGAGUCCUUAAGAAUGAUUUUGUCAAAUAUGCCCAUGACGAGGAAUCAGCUGAAGACCAGGAAGAGACCGGAUGGAAAUACAUCCAUGGAGAUGUAUUCAGGUUUCCCAAGUACAAGUCUCUAUUUGCAGCUGCCCUUGGUUCUGGGACCCAACUAUUUACUCUUACGGUAUUCAUUUUUAUAUUAGCACUUGUUGGUGUCUUUUACCCAUACAACCGAGGGGCUCUGUUUACUGCACUGGUUGUCAUAUAUGCACUCACAUCAGGAAUUGCAGGCUACAUUGCAACCUCCUUUUAUUGUCAGCUAGAGGGAACAAACUGGGUUAGGAAUCUAUUGUUGACGGGAUGCCUCUUUUGUGGACCUUUGUUUCUUAUGUUCUGCUUUUUGAAUACUGUUGCAAUUGCUUAUAAUGCCACUGCCGCUCUCCCAUUUGGCACCAUUGUCGUGAUAGUUCUUAUAUGGACACUUGUAACAUCACCUUUGCUGGUAUUGGGUGGGAUUGCUGGGAAGAAUAGCAAGGCUGAAUUCCAAGCACCUUGCCGCACCACCAAAUAUCCCCGAGAGAUUCCACCUUUGCCAUGGUACCGGGGAUCAAUUCCGCAGAUGGCAAUGGCAGGCUUUCUGCCUUUCAGUGCAAUAUACAUCGAACUUUACUACAUAUUUGCGAGUGUCUGGGGUCACAGGAUUUAUACCAUAUACAGCAUCUUGUUCAUCGUCUUUAUAAUUCUCCUGAUAGUUACUGCUUUCAUUACUGUGGCACUGACAUACUUCCAACUUGCUGCUGAGGACCACGAAUGGUGGUGGAGAUCUUUUGUAUGCGGUGGGUCGACUGGCAUAUUUAUCUAUGCCUAUUGCCUAUAUUACUACCACGCACGCUCUGAUAUGUCGGGAUUUAUGCAGACCUCAUUUUUCUUUGGUUACAUGGCUUGCAUCUGCUAUGGUUUCUUCCUCAUGCUCGGAACUGUAGGCUUCCGUGCAGCUUUGCUAUUCGUCCGUCACAUUUACCGGUCCAUCAAGUGUGAGUAGUUAGUAUCACAUUUUCAGGAGGAAUCUGGUAUGUGUUUCUUUCCUCACUUGUUCCGUAGGCGUUUUGUAGAGAAGGCAUAAUGGGUAGUUUUGUAGUGCCUUGUGUAUGCAAACCAGAAGCAGAUAUUGUAUAACAAUAUGCUUGAGGGUUCGGAGAAGGAAAGAGUUUGUCUCAUUACUCAAGUCAAGACUUUGCAAUAUAUAUAUUCUUUUAAUA
Alnus glutinosa is the source of this 2160-nucleotide messenger RNA. RefSeq names its product transmembrane 9 superfamily member 2-like. Gene Ontology annotation, cellular component: membrane. The transcript has 7 exons. Lineage: Eukaryota; Viridiplantae; Streptophyta; Magnoliopsida; Fagales; Betulaceae. The record is from RefSeq and is a predicted model, not a curated record. Bases 171 to 1943 code for a protein of 590 amino acids. Gene Ontology annotation, biological process: protein localization to membrane.